CGCCGCCAAGACCGCAGCGCUGCUUUCCGCUCCUCCCCUUCCAAGUCGUCCCGGCAGGAGAUGCGUGGAUUUUGUGCUUGGGUUGGCGCCGUGAACCAAGAUAAAUGUUGGAAAGAAUUUAAGAAUGCAGUGACCUAUGAUGAUGUGCAUGUUGACUUCACUUGGGAAGAGUGGAAGUUGCUGGAUCCUUCACAAAGGAAUCUCUACAAAGAGGUGAUGCUGGAGACCUACAGGAACCUCAUUACUAUAGGAUACAGUUGGGAAGACCAUAAUAUUGAAGAACGUUGUCAAAGUUUCAGAAUUCAUGGAAGCCACAAAAGAAGCCAUACUGGAGAGAAACCCUAUGAAUGUAAUCAAUGUGGUAAAGGCUUUGCACAUCACCGUAAUCUUCAAAUGCAUAGAAGAACACAUACUGGAGAGAAACCCUAUGAAUGCAAUCAAUGUGGUAAAGCCUUUACACAACACAGUCAUCUUCAAAGACAUAAAAGAAUACAUACUGGAGAAAAACCUUAUGAAUGUAAUCAAUGUGGUAAAGCCUUUGCAGUACAUGGUAAUCUUCAAACACAUAAAAGAACACAUACUGGAGAAAAGCCCUAUGAAUGUAAUCACUGUGGUAAAGCUUUUACACAAUGCAGUUCUCUUCAAAUGCAUAAAAGAACACAUACUGGAGAGAAA
Messenger RNA from Microtus oregoni (creeping vole), 675 nucleotides. RefSeq names its product zinc finger protein 431-like. Gene Ontology annotation, biological process: regulation of DNA-templated transcription. The annotation marks the transcript as partial. The transcript is spliced from 5 exons. The record is from RefSeq and is a predicted model, not a curated record. NCBI's taxonomy places the organism in Eukaryota, Metazoa, Chordata, Mammalia, Rodentia, Cricetidae.